Molecule: messenger RNA, 1032 nt
Organism: Macroventuria anomochaeta
Lineage: Eukaryota; Fungi; Ascomycota; Dothideomycetes; Pleosporales; Didymellaceae
Product: 40S ribosomal protein S5A
Exons: 4
Coding region: 74-718 (214 amino acids)
Biological process (GO): ribosomal small subunit assembly; translation
Cellular component (GO): cytosolic small ribosomal subunit; ribosome
Molecular function (GO): mRNA binding; structural constituent of ribosome; rRNA binding
Source: RefSeq, a predicted model, not a curated record
UGCGAUUUCGACAGUGCUUCGACUCGACAACUAACCUCCAGCCCUCCGUCCUUCCACAUCAGCAACCGCAAUCAUGUCUGACAACGGCGAAAUCGAGGUCGAGAGCCAGGCUGGCUACCCCGUUCUUCCUAAGGAGGUCACAGAGGAGAUUGGCAGCAUCAAGCUGUUCAACAAGUGGUCUUACGAGGAGGUCGAAGUCCGCGACAUCUCGCUCACCGACUACAUCCAGAUCCGCUCGCCUGUCUACACAUCGCACUCUGCCGGCCGAUAUGCCGUCAAGCGAUUCAGGAAGGCCCAGUGCCCCAUCAUUGAGCGCCUCACCAACUCGCUCAUGAUGAACGGCCGCAACAACGGAAAGAAGCUCAUGGCUGUCCGCAUUGUCGCCCACGCCUUCGAGAUCAUCCACAUCAUGACCGACCAGAACCCCAUCCAGGUCGCCGUCGAUGCCAUCGUUAACUGCGGUCCCCGCGAAGACUCCACCCGUAUCGGUUCCGCUGGUACCGUCCGUCGCCAGGCCGUCGAUGUCUCGCCCCUCCGCCGCGUCAACCAGGCCAUCGCCCUUCUGACCAUCGGUGCCCGUGAGGCCGCUUUCCGCAACGUCAAGACCAUUGCCGAGUGCCUUGCUGAGGAGCUGAUCAACGCCGCCAAGGGAUCCUCCAACUCGUACGCCAUCAAGAAGAAGGACGAGCUCGAGCGUGUCGCCAAGUCCAACCGAUAAACGGUUUCAGGGCUGUGGUGUGUACUUACUGGUGGUGUCUGGAAGGAGUUUUUAUCCUGGCAUGGUUCUAUGGUAUGGGGGAUCUGAUGCAUUGUCAACGGCUCUCUAGGCGAAUAAACACCUCUUUCAUGGUUGCAUGAUUAAAAUGGACAAUUCGAUACCACUUUCGAGAACCUCUUAGGUGUUGUGCUGUACGUGAAGGGUGUGCUUGGGACGAGAGACAGACAGAGGUCGCCGCGCCGCAUAGUCAGGCUAAAAAGUAUCAGCUUCAAGUAGAUGACAUGUAGUGAGAUGACGAAUCCAGACAUGUCUUA